AUAUUAAUCGAGAAAGUUCAAUCUAACAUUGUUAAGUUUUUUGGCAUAACCGUAGUAGGUUUUUGAGAAUGUUUCAAUAAAACUUUGAAAGUUGGAAAAGAACGCCCUAUUUAGCUUAUGCUAUUUUCUGCAGUAAUUUCUGACUCUUCACCUGUCAACCUGUUCUUUUGACUUUUGUUGAGAGAUUAUUAAAAAAUCUCAUGGAAACGCGUGGACCUUUUCAUCAGUUUUACUAUUAACAUUGAUUAGUUUCAUAGCCGUUCUUCAAAUUAUAAUGCCUACCAUUUCUGUCAAUCGUGAUGUCCUUUUUACGGAACUUGGACGAACAUAUACUGACGAUGAGUUCCAGAACCUUUGCUUUGAAUUUGGAUUGGAACUGGAUGAAGUGACCACAGAGAAACAAAUGCUCAUGAAGGAGCAGGGUGAUCAUGCAGGUGCAGGAGUAUCUGAGGAGAUCCUGUACAGGAUAGACAUCCCGGCCAACAGAUAUGACCUGCUCUGCUUAGAAGGAUUAGUUGACGGCAUUCUAGUGUUCCAGGGCAAGAAAGCCCCUCCUCAAUAUACUCUUAGAAAAAAUGAGGACUGCCAUUCCCUGCACUUGACUCCAUCUACAGCACAGAUAAGGCCAUUUGCAGUAGCUGCUGUGCUCAAAGGAAUCACCUUUACCAAGGAGUCUUACGACAGCUUUAUUGACCUGCAAGACAAACUCCAUCAAAACAUUUGCAGGAAGCGCACACUUGUAGCAAUUGGUACCCACGAUUUAGACAGCAUACAAGGCCCAUUUGUCUAUGAUGCAUUACCUGCCAGUGAGAUCAAGUUCAAGGCACUGAAUCAACAAAAGGAAAUGACUGCGCCUGAACUUAUGGAGCUCUACUCAACUCAUGCACAAUUGAAGCAGUACCUUGGUAUAAUCAAGGAGAGUCCUGUUUACCCGGUCAUCAAGGACAAGAAUGGUGUCGUGCUGUCUAUGCCGCCUAUCAUCAAUGGAGACCACUCCAAGAUCACGCUUGACACAAAGAAUGUUUUCAUUGAGUGUACUGCUACAGAUUUGACUAAGGCCAUUGUAGUACUAGACACAGUUGUGAGUAUGUUCUCCAAGUACUGCGCCAACAAAUAUGAGGUGGAACAAUGCAAGGUGUUCGCCCCGGACGGCACGUACGAGCUCUACCCCAAGAUGCAAUGUCGCGAGGAGGUCAUCAGCGUCGACAAAGCCAACAGUUAUAUUGGUAUUAAAGAGAAUGGUGACAACUUAGCAGCGUUGUUGUCCCGCAUGUGCCUUUCUGCCGAACACGAGGACUCUGUGCUGCGCGUGCGAGUCCCGCCCACACGCCAUGACGUCAUACACGCCUGUGAUCUGUACGAAGACAUCGCCAUUGCUUACGGCUACAAUCGCAUCGAGCGUCGGGCCGCGCGCGUGGUGACGGCGGGCGGCCAGCAGCCCGCCAACAAGCUGGCCGAGCAGCUGCGACACGAGUGCGCGCACGCCGGCUACACAGAGGCUCUCACCUUCACUCUCUGUUCCCGCGAAGAUGUGUCCACGAAACUAGGCGUGAGGAUCGAGGACGUCCCGGCCGCGCACAUCGCGAACCCCAAGACGCUGGAGUUCCAGGUCGUGCGCACGCAGCUGCUGCCCGGACUGCUGAAGACCCUCGCCGCCAACAAGAAGAUGCCGCUGCCGCUCAAGCUCUUCGAGAUCAGCGACGUCGUGUUGCAGGAUAGCGCUGCAGAGACGGGUGCAGUGAAUCGGCGUCGGCUGUGCGCGGUGCAUUGCGGGCGCGCGGCCGGCUUCCAGUUCGUGCACGGCCUGCUCGACCGCGUCAUGACGCUGCUGCGCCAGCCUUGGGACCCGGCCACUGGCUACUGCCUGCGACAGUGCGAUGAUCCUGCGUACUUCCCUGGGCGCUGCGCGCAGGUGUUGUUGCGCGGGCAGCCGCUCGGCAAGAUCGGCGUGUUGAGUCCCGCCGUGCUGGCCGCCUUUGACCUCACCAACCCCUGUUCUGCGCUCGAGAUCGACAUCGAACCAUUUGUUUAGUGAAAUAAAUGUUGGUUCCGAUUGUA
Molecule: messenger RNA, 2058 nt
Organism: Trichoplusia ni (cabbage looper)
Lineage: Eukaryota; Metazoa; Arthropoda; Insecta; Lepidoptera; Noctuidae
Gene: beta-PheRS
Product: phenylalanine--tRNA ligase beta subunit
Exons: 12
Coding region: 275-2032 (585 amino acids)
Biological process (GO): phenylalanyl-tRNA aminoacylation
Cellular component (GO): cytoplasm; phenylalanine-tRNA ligase complex
Molecular function (GO): phenylalanine-tRNA ligase activity; RNA binding; magnesium ion binding
Source: RefSeq, a predicted model, not a curated record